Onthophagus taurus is the source of this 7034-nucleotide messenger RNA. RefSeq names its product myelin transcription factor 1. Lineage: Eukaryota; Metazoa; Arthropoda; Insecta; Coleoptera; Scarabaeidae. Gene Ontology annotation, molecular function: zinc ion binding; RNA polymerase II cis-regulatory region sequence-specific DNA binding; DNA-binding transcription factor activity, RNA polymerase II-specific. Gene Ontology annotation, cellular component: nucleus. Gene Ontology annotation, biological process: regulation of transcription by RNA polymerase II. The record is from RefSeq and is a predicted model, not a curated record.
AAAAAUAUUAAAAUUUUGAGAUUUUGGGGAUUUAUGCUAUAUCAUUAGGAACAGAGGAACAGUUGUUCCAUAUACAGUGUGUUAAUUAAUUAUCGUACCCGACGUCAUUAUUACAAGUAUGCAACCAAUAUCACAGUAUUUUUAUUGCAAUAUGCGAUUUGUGUAUGAUGUAUAUUGCGCUGUGAUAUUGGUUGCAUACUUGCAAUGAUGACGUCGGGUACGGUAAUUAAUUAACACAUUGUACAUGUUAUUUUUAACUAUAUAGGAGAACAAUAUUGUACCUGUUCUCCAAAAAUAUUAGUUUAUAACAUCUUUAAUAUAAACAACCAUUCCUGCUAUGAAUUAAAAAAACGUUAUUAAUAUCGCAUAGAUAACAACGCCAUCAUUCCGAGAUAUAUUUCCUCUAAUACUAAAUAAAAAACAAAUGUGCGUAAAGUUUUAGUUUUAAAUUCGUUGGAUUUAUUAAUAACACAUUUUUUUGUUAUUCUUACUAAAUAUUACCUAAAAACAUACAGUAUCUAUAAUCUAAAAUAGAAUCCAUUCGAACUGAUCUGAAUUAAUAAAUACAUCAUCAUAGUUAGUACUUGACCAUUUUAAAAGUAAUCGAAGUAAUCUUUUAAUAGCUCAACCUUGAGACUCGAGAAGAUUCAUUGCCAGGACUCCGAUUAUUUUUAAAAUAGCCACCGAGAGUUUGUUCUUUAGUUUUAAUACAUUUAACGUUCGUAAUAAACUAUAUGCCCAUAAAAAUAAUAAGUGCGAUAGAAUUAACAAUUAUUAUAAAAUCGGUGCGGGCGCUAAAAACGUUUACAGUAAUAGGAUUAUUGACUCGCUUUUAGAGACCCGGAUAUAAAUACAAAGUAGUAUUUAUAUAAAAGCUCCUCUUGUGCGCACGCGCUAACAUUAAAGUUUUCCACCGCCGACUUGACGAAGUUAUCAUGUUAGUUUUUUUAAUCCAUAUAACUAAACGGAUAACAUUUAAAGAUACUUAUCGAAUAUUUCCUGAUGAUUAGAAGAUAUUUUUGAUGAAGACUGAUUGAUUUUAAUGAAGUUUUAGACAAGUUUUAGGCAUAAAAUCGGGAGUAGCAAAACGUCCGCUCGGUAACAAGUGAGGGUUGCAACUGGAAAAUCAGAGUGUGCCGUGCGAAAAGUACUAAAGAACAAUGUGGAGGAGAGCGUGCGACGUCCGUACGGUUAUUGAUUUUGUCCGUAGACUGCGCAACAGACUAUUUUAUAACUAAGUACUUCCAUAUUGGAUCAUGCUCCGAGUGUUCGGGCUUCGAAAACUUUUUUACACCCUUCUCCGUCUCUGUUAACCAACUUGCGGACAAGUUCGCAAACUGCGUGCGGACUUUUAGAGGACUGAUUUUUGUGCGGUUUUCGACGCGUAUAAUCUACAGAAACGGUUGUCAGGUGUCCAAAAUGAGUGGUAAUAGUAAAAAAGGUCAAAGUCAUUCCAUAGAAUACCUACUAAGUAUUCAACCUUCGACGUCUCGUGGGAGGAGACAAAAUGCCCAGGGUAGAAGCGGAACAAACCCGCCAGUUAAAAAGGGCUUUUCAAAAGUAAGAAUAUUAGAUGAAGAUACGAGAUUAGAAGCACCAAGUUCACCGGAAGUGGAAGAUCUUACUGUAACAAGUCGACCUUCUACUAGUAAGGCAAUGAGCAAGGUGGACGAUUGUCGACCCGGCGGGGUUAGAAAAACUACCAACGUCGAGCAAAAAUCUAACCGAGCUUUCUGUUUUCCCACGCAACUGAAGAAACGAAAGCUCGAAGAACCGGAAGUCGUAUCGAUGAAAACUGUGCAAAAGAGUAGUCCAAAUCAAGAUAUGUGCGACGAGAAACGUCGGAGAAAAGAGGACUCUAAAACGGAUUUAGAAUCGCCCAAGUUAUUAGUCUUGCCGCAAAAGAAACGCGUUCUUCCACAGCAAGCUAGCCCGGCAAGAAAAUGUGCUAAGAUCUCGCAAGAAGAACCUGGUGCUGAUGAAAAUUUAAUUCGAGAAACGGAAGCCGCAUUAAAGAGCUUAUCAGGAAGUUGGGCGGGACAUCGGGGUACAUCGUACAAAGACGAAUCUCCAGCUUUCGAAAAUCUGUUUGCCGAAAAGAAGUCGAAGUUAUCUCCAUCAUCGGCGUGUUCCAAUAGUAAUGACAAUAGUUGUUCGUUAAAAGACGUUAUUACCCUUAGAGAUCAACACGAAGACUCCGAUAAACCCAUAAAAAUAAAACAGGAAUUAUCUGAUAGUAAAUCCGAAGAUUGUCAAUACAAGAAAACUAAGAUUAAUAUCAAAACGGAACAGUCACAUUACGAACCACCAGACUUUAAUGAACUGGUCGACGACUCUUCAAAUGAAUUGGAAAUUGAUAUGUCUGAAGCAAACUCUGAUAGAACAGAAAGCGGUGACGAUAGAGAACACAAAAAGAAAGAUGAAGACAAAUCCUACAGCGAACAAAUAUACCACCCAUUUCCAAGACCAAACACAUCGCAUCCAUCACCAUUUUCAACCACAUCGGCCUUCAGACCACCUCAAACAACCACGAAAACUCUCACGGCAUUAGGUCCUUAUCCAGCAGAAGCAACUUUUGUCGGAUAUCCACCCAGCAUAGUUAAUCCAGAAGAAAAAAAGUCAACGGUCAACUUAAUGCAUCUAAAAACUCCCGAACCGGAAGCAGUGAACGUUGCAGUAAAGGCAUCCGUCGCGUCUCCUGAAGCAGUCAAUAAACAGUAUACCAUCCUACAACCUGCUGGUGGUUCUAGAGCUGCCAGUGCUUUACAAGAAGCUGCAAGAGAAGGAAUUACCGUUUCUGCAGUUAGUAGUGCUUCAACCACUGAAACUAAAUUAACCACACCUACAAUGUCAAUGUCACCAUCAAGUUUAAACAGAGAAGGAAGUAAAUGUCCCACACCAGGAUGUACCGGCCAAGGUCACGUUACGGGGUUGUACUCGCAUCAUAGAAGUCUUUCCGGAUGCCCGCGAAAAGACAAAGUCACUCCCGAAAUCCUGGCCAUGCAUGAGACCAUCCUGAAAUGUCCGACGCCCGGCUGCAAUGGCAGAGGUCACGUGAGCUCAAAUAGAAACUCCCAUAGAAGCCUUUCUGGUUGUCCAGUUGCUGCAGCUAAUAAACAGGCUGCUCGUGAACAAAAAUAUCAAGCUAGCUUACAACAUAGAGUUAAAUCACCACACGUAUUUGUUUCAUCGUGUCAAUCAGAAUACUCAUCUAGUUACGAUGGAAAACAAACUCCAAUGCCCUCCCACGAAGACGUUAAACCCACUUAUUUAGUAGGUUACGGUUCAUCUGAAAGCGAUUCAAAGCCAGACUACGACACGUAUUACAAGCAACAACUGAAAGAACCAAUGAAAAUUCCAAAAGCUGAAAUAUCUUCGACCAGUUGUUGUAGCAUAAGUGGUCGAAGCGAAUUACUUAUACCAAAAACGGAGGCAAAUACUUGUCGUUCUCCUUCGUCCAGUAUGAGACCUACGUACGAUUCUUACAUGAAUCAAGACUCAAAUUCAUCUUCAAUGUCUAGCGCCGAAAAUAUUAACACAAGAAUACCACAAAACCAAAUUCAUCAUUCAGUUUUAGCCCAGCAUCCGCAGCAAUCUUAUGGAAUUGACGAUGGUAGAAAUCAAUUAUCCCAUAGAUCACCUUACCAUCAAUCGCCGAUGUCUGAAGAAAUGUAUCAAAGAGCUGACAUUAGAACGUACGCGGAUAUGAGUGAUCCAAUGAGUGGAGGAAUCGCAAGACCAGUAGUUACAUAUUCAAAUGAAAUGAGCAGACCUUACGAAUCUUCCUUAGUAAGCGCUGCGAGUCAUAGACCGUAUGAUCCUGGUACCGCCACUGCCUUCGAACGAUAUGAUUCAUCAAGUCAAUGUGGAUCAUUACAACAGGGUCUCAUGCCUCCCAGGGUACCUCCUCAAGGUAUGUACGAAUAUUCUUUGGAGGAACAACAGAGGUAUCAACAAGAAGCUGCACAACAACAUCAAAUGGCCAUGGCUAAUGCAUCUGCAGUUGGGGUUAUGAAAACUGAACCCGAUCAAGAACCAACUGGUCCAUUAUAUCCAAGGCCUAUGUAUCAAUAUGAAACGCCGGGUGGUACUUUGCCGGUGGGGUUUUCAGCCAUCAACCUAUCAGUGAAAUGUGCAACAACCGCACAAGGUCAUAUGAAGGGUGUGGGUCCUCAGACAUCACCUGGUGGUAGUGUUAUUGACUUAUCUACAUCUAGUGUUACAACAACAAGUCCACAGGUGGCCUACAGUUCGCCCCAUUACGGAGGCCAAAGGGUCGGGGGUAGCCCGCAGGCCGCGGCCAGUCCCCACCUGUCCGCCAGUCCGCAGGUCCCGAGUCCGCAGGGGCAGACCUUGGACCUCAGCGUUAGUCGCCUAUCCCACAGCAGCAGCAGCGACACGAGCGUCCAAUACCAAAGUGGAGAGCCAGUGCCGCUGAUGCCGGUGCGUGGAUUCGCCGCCGCCGCCCACCCGACGAGCAGGAGCAGGGAGCAAACCGAACCCGUUGACUUUUCCGCCGCUAACGAGCCGGUCAAUUUCAGUGGCGUGCGCCCGGUGACGGCGUUUUCGGCCGCCGCCGGUCCUGUUCUGGCGGCGCCCGGAGCCGCCUCAGCAGCCGCGGCCGCCGCCGCAGCAGCAGCAGCUGCAGCCGCUGGUUACAGUAGGGAGUCAACACCGGAAAGCGGUGGCUCACAUUAUAUGGACGCCUAUCGUGACCCUUCAGGAUACGGUCCCAUGAGUCCACAUCCGGGGUAUGGUAUGACGACCGUUACGGCUGACUACCCAGCGAAUCCUUACACAUCGUAUCCUGCUAGCGGCUAUUCCUGCGCCGGAGGGUAUCCCGGUACUGUAACCACCGGGUAUCCAGCGCCUCCUGGGGGUUACUCUCCAGGUCCAUGCUAUUCGAUGCCACCACCGCAACACACCAUGACCCAACACGACAAGCAACCCAGCAAAGAUGGAAGUUUAUCGGGAUGUCCGCGAGCGGACCGUUCGCAAAUUCAAGCUCACUCCCAAGAGUUGAAGUGUCCAACGCCGGGAUGCGACGGAUCGGGACACGUGACCGGAAACUAUUCGUCCCACAGGAGUCUGUCGGGUUGUCCCAGAGCGAACAAACCCAAGAGCAAACCAAGGGAUGGACAGGACUCGGAACCGUUAAGAUGCCCAAUACCGGGUUGUGACGGAAGUGGACAUGCGACAGGAAAAUUCUUGUCGCACAGAAGCGCUUCCGGCUGUCCCAUCGCCAAUCGUAACAAAAUGAGAGUUUUGGAAAGCGGAGGAACCGUAGAACAACAUAAAGCUGCCGUAGCUGCUGCCACAGCGAUGAAAUUUGAAGGAGUUAACUGUCCAACGCCUGGUUGUGAUGGAACGGGGCAUAUAAAUGGGUCCUUUCUAACCCAUCGGUCAUUAAGCGGAUGUCCUGUUGCUGGACAAACUGUAAAGAAGACGAAAUAUUCCGAUGAGAUGCCGUUUUACUCAAAAGGAUACACAGGAAUGGAGAACAAUGGAAGCGGAGAGGAUCUCAUGACCUUGGAAGCUGAAAUCACCGAGCUACAGCGGGAAAACGCUCGAGUGGAAUCACAGAUGCUCAAGCUUAAGUCUGAUAUAAAUGCCAUGGAGAGCCAUUUGAGUCAAGGGGAAAAGGAAACCCAAGUGAUUGCCGCCCGAAAUAACAACCUGAACGAGUACUACGAGAGCCUGAGGAACAACGUUAUAACGUUGCUUGAACACGUUCGACUGCCGGGCGCUAAUCCGCAAGACAAGAUUGGCCAGGAGAAUUUCGAUUCGUAUCUAACCAAGUUACAGACGCUGUGCACGCCGGAAGGUUACGGAAAUGAAGAGAACAGGCCCUUAUACGAGACGGUUAAAUGCGCUCUACAAGAUUUUACGGUACUCCCAACUCCAAUAUAAGUUAGCCAAAGUGGAAACAAUUAAAAAAAAAUGAUAAAAAGGGGGAGGUGAAAAUAAAACAUGUAAAUUUUUCAAACCAGUACGUAAAUUUAAAUUGUGAUCUUGUGUAUAUAAUAUAAUAAUCGAUCAUUUAUUAAUUCGAAGUCAAUGUUGAAGACGUACUCCAAGGGAUUAAUUCUACAACGUUAUUCAUUCAAAGUAAAAGAAAAUCAUCCCUUAACAGGUUUAGAUCGUGUACAUUGUAUAUAAAAUACCGAAGUUUAAAAAAGAAAACGUACUUCUCCAUUAAGAAAACAUGAAAGCUCAUGAAUUAAUGUUAAUUGUAUAAACGUGUAGUCAAACAUCCAAGUUUUCUUUUUUAUUUUUUGGUUCAUUUUGAAACAAAAAUAUAUUAAUUAAAGCAUAUAAGCUCCUUGUAAUCAGAUUAAAAGUGAAAAAAAAAACAAUUUUGAUCAUUAUAGAAACAUUAAAGACGAAGAAGAAGCUGUACAAAAAACUAAUAUUAACGAUCCUCCAGUUUAAGGAGUUGUAAUAUAUAUUUUAAUAUCUCGCUUCUGUCCGUCUCCCUAAGAAAUCCCCCUCCCCCCGAAAUCUUGCGUUUUUUUGUUGAACAAAUUCGUUUCUAGAUAAUCUGUGAUUAUGUAUACUUAGUGUUUAUAACGAAUAGUUACCAAAGAACGGUGUUAUUUGUAAAACCAUUAACAAUGUGCAAUGUAUAAAAAUUAAACAAACCAGAAAAAGUUAACAUACAUACACACAAAACACUCGGAAGGUGUUCAUAAGCGUUUAUAAUAAGUUAAAAUAAUAUAUUAUUAUUGUGAUGCACUCUUCUCGACGAGUUUUUUCGUUCAAUUAUCGUUUUUGCCUGCGUUAUAUUUAUAGACAUGUUUUUUCUAUCUAAUUUUUGAUAAUGAUUAUUAUUAAUAAAAUUGUUUCCUAUUUUUUAUUUAUUUAUUAUAAUAAAAUACGAUCGCGCGUUCCGUUUUAGAUACGCAAUCGGAAAUAAUGUUGUGGAAUCUUGUACAUAUAUUAUUAGGAAGUCAAAUUCUCAAUAUGAAAGUAUUAUUUGUUCACACCAAAUAUAUAUGUUAAACUACAUGUGUUGUUAUUAUAAAUAAAAAUAA